Messenger RNA from Acanthisitta chloris (rifleman), 612 nucleotides. Its product is annotated as transmembrane 4 L6 family member 1-like. Gene Ontology annotation, cellular component: membrane. NCBI's taxonomy places the organism in Eukaryota, Metazoa, Chordata, Aves, Passeriformes, Acanthisittidae. The record is from RefSeq and is a predicted model, not a curated record. Bases 1 to 612 code for a protein of 203 amino acids. The transcript is spliced from 4 exons.
AUGUGUGUGAGGAAGUGCAGCCAGAUCGUGGGGCCCUGCCUGCUGGUGCUGGGCACGCUGGCUGUGGCAGCCAACAUCCUCCUGCUCUUCCCUGGUGGUACAUCCAAGUACCUGCUGGAGGGACACAUCAGCAAACACGCCAAGGCCGUGCCAGCUGCAUUUUCCUUCCCACAGGUGCUGCUGGCAGCGACCCACAUCACAGCGUUGGGGUGGCAAUGCUCUGGCUGCUCCGGCUGCGCGACCCGGCCCAAUGCAUUCAUCUCCGCUGUGCUCUCCAAGCUGGCACUCCUGGGUGCUGCUGCCUGUUUCAUCUUCUCUGGGGUGGGUUUGACCAACGGACCUCUCUGCUUCUACAACACCUCUGAGCACGGAGCCCUCUGGGAUUACCCCUUCCUGGACAGUGGCAGCCAGGAACCUGAUGCCAGGGCUGAGAACUACCUAUACAAUCGGCACACCUGGAGCAUCUGCCUGGAGCCAGAGGGCAUCGUGGCUUGGAACGUUGUCCUCUUCUCCCUCCUGCUGCUCGUCAGCAUGGCUGAGAUGGUCCUGGCCUCCAUCCAGAUCCUCAACGGCUUCCUCGGCUGCCUCUGCGGCUUCUGCGAGGGGAAAUAG